Budorcas taxicolor (takin) is the source of this 1465-nucleotide messenger RNA. RefSeq names its product alpha-methylacyl-CoA racemase (gene AMACR). Gene Ontology annotation, biological process: bile acid metabolic process. Lineage: Eukaryota; Metazoa; Chordata; Mammalia; Artiodactyla; Bovidae. The transcript is spliced from 5 exons. The record is from RefSeq and is a predicted model, not a curated record. Gene Ontology annotation, cellular component: mitochondrion. Gene Ontology annotation, molecular function: alpha-methylacyl-CoA racemase activity. The coding region runs from base 70 to 1218 and encodes 382 amino acids.
CGCUAGGCUGUAGAGGUUGAAGUUCAGGCAGCUGCUGCUUCUUCAGUUUGGGAAGGAGACGCGGGGCCCAUGGCGCUUAGGGGCAUCACAGUCGUGGAACUCGGCGGCCUGGCCCCGGUUCCCUUCUGCGGUAUGGUCCUGGCGGACUUCGGGGCUCACGUGGUGCGUGUGGACCGACCCGGCACCCGCGGCGACCCGAGCGGGUUGGCCCGAGGCAAGCGCUCGCUGGUGGUGGACCUGAAGCAGCCGCGGGGAGCGGCGGUGCUGCGGCGCCUGUGCGCCCAGGCGGACGUGCUGUUGGAACCUUUCCGCCCCGGGGUAAUGGAAAGACUCCAGCUCGGUCCAGAGAUUCUGCAGAAGAAGAACCCAAGGCUUAUCUAUGGCAGGUUGAGUGGAUUCGGCCAGUCAGGAAGGUUCUCCAAGGCAGCCGGACAUGACAUCAACUAUUUGGCUUUGUCAGGUGUUUUAUCAAGAAUUGGCAGAAGUGGUGAGAAUCCAUAUGCCCCGUUGAAUCUCCUGGCUGAUUUUGGUGGUGGUGGCCUCAUGUGCACAAUGGGCAUCAUUAUGGCGUUGUUUGAACGCACACGCUCUGGCAAAGGUCAGGUCAUCGAUGCAAGCAUGGUGGAAGGAACAGCAUAUCUAAGUUCUUUUCUGUGGAAAACCCAAGAAGCAGGAUUGUGGGACCAGCCCCGUGGACAGAACAUGUUAGAUGGCGGAGCACCUUUCUACACAACCUACCGGACAGCUGACGGGGGGUUCAUGGCUGUCGGAGCACUAGAGCCCCAGUUCUAUGAGCUGCUGAUCAAGGGACUUGGGCUAAAGUCUGAUGAACUUCCCAAUCAGAUGAGUAUAAAGGAUUGGCCAGAAAUGAAGAAGAAAUUUGCAGAUAUCUUUGCAAAGAAGACAAAGGCAGAGUGGUGUCAGAUCUUUGACGGUACUGAUGCAUGCGUGACUCCUGUGCUGACUUUUGAAGAGGUUAUCCAUCAUGGUCACAACAAAGAUCGGGGCUCGUUUAUUACUGAUACAGAGCAGCGUGUGAGUCCCCGCCCUGCUCCUCUGCUGUCCAACACCCCAGCUCUCCCUUCGACUAAAAGGGAUCCUUUUGUAGGAGAACACACUGAACAGAUUCUUAAAGAACUUGGGUUCAGCCAGAAAGAGAUCAUUCAGCUUAAGUUAGAUAAUAUUGUUGAAAUUCAUAAACUUAGUGUUAAUCUCUAAGUUCCAAGCCCCAUAAUGCAAAUGAAUUUGAAUAUUGCAUUUACAGUAUAAUACAAAAAAUUGUGUGCAUGGAAACAUGAAAAAACAGUAUCACAGUGGUCUAACUAUUCUAAUCAGGAAAUAGGACUGAUUAUAGAGUAAUGAUGGAAUUGUGAAAAUGGUUAUUGUGGCUUUUGAUUUGGGAAUAUUUUUAGUUUGCCUGUACUAAAUUGUGGCAGUUUUUCUGCCUUUCAAUUUACUUGAUACG